AUGAGGCUGGAACAAAUCGUUGUAACCACUUCGUUCCUGUAUUUGUUAUUGAUCGUGGUCUUUAUCUGCUUCUACUUUAACGUUGGUAAGGGUGGCCCUUCUUGGGGGUCAACUUCCCCAGUGUUUGGAGGCGGUCGAACAUGGCUAUUUGCCGAUGAUGACUACUCUGAGAGGAUGUUCAACAAUACGAACCUACUAUCGGGGGAGUACAUUCAUUUGGAUCAGUAUAGUUACCUCAUAAACCAGCCGAAAAUAUGCAGCGACCAUCGCGAUGUCUUUCUGCUUACUCUAAUCACCACGCAACACAAAAACUACAAGCAACGAAACGCGAUUCGCGAUACGUGGGCAAGUAUCAGCGUACAUGAAGGUAAACAAAUCGCCAGUGUAUUCCUACUCGCCAAAAGUCAAGAUCCUCGAUUGAUGAGGCUCGUCGAUAACGAGAGUCGAAAACACCGAGACAUUGUAGAAUUCGAUUUCCAAGAGGACUAUUUAAAUUUAACUCUGAAAACGCUUCUUGGUAUGCGGUGGGCUGUUGACUACUGCCCUCAAUCGAAGUAUAUUUUAAAAACAGAUGAUGACGUUUUUAUAAACCCCUACACACUCGUUCAUAAUCUCACCGAAAUGCCGCGUCACGACUUUGCAUAUGGAUAUGCGUACUACAACGUCACCCCAGCGCGAAACGUAACUAACAAAUGGUUCACGACCUUUGACAUGUACAAAGGAACAAAAUACCCUCCAUAUUUGGUUGGCACCGGAUAUGUUCUGUCUCAUGAUGUUGCGGCUGAAGUCCUCAGUCUCGGUUCUACUAAAAGAUACCUAAGCUGGGAGGAUGUGUUUGUUGGGAUAUGUUUGGAUGAAUUGAAGAUACCGAUACGACACAGCAUGGGUUUUGACACGUUUUCGAAAUACACGGAUUUCAGAGAGCCAUGUUCAUUUCAUAGCCUUUUUACGUCGCACCGAAAAAAUCCGUUGAGGUUGCGCUACAUGUGGAAAGUGUACACAAAGUACCGGAGGGAGUGUAUCAGAAGAGCCGCCCAGUCGUCUCGGAAUAUUGUCGUUAGCUCAAAACGGACGCCGUGA
This is a messenger RNA of Saccoglossus kowalevskii, 1080 nucleotides long. RefSeq names its product beta-1,3-galactosyltransferase 1-like. Gene Ontology annotation, cellular component: Golgi membrane. NCBI's taxonomy places the organism in Eukaryota, Metazoa, Hemichordata, Enteropneusta, Harrimaniidae. Gene Ontology annotation, biological process: protein O-linked glycosylation. Gene Ontology annotation, molecular function: hexosyltransferase activity. The record is from RefSeq and is a predicted model, not a curated record.